GAUGUCUAUCACGGCUCGGGUUGACGGGUACGUAAUCGGCCCACAUGGUCCGUAGCAGAACGCACACGGCAGUUCAACGACAUAGCGAUUUCCUGAACUACACGGCAAGGCUGUACUUAGUUCGCGAACCAACUCCACCGGCGUCGCCUGGGUACAGCGCGAUCUGUGCUGACCCCUGGAGCCAGCCGACAACCACAACACCCGUCUAUCCGACGCUUGAAGUGCAUUGAAGAUCGAGUCAUGGCUGAGAAGAGGCUAGCUGAUAAACAUGGGGCCAACCUAAGGGUGGUGGAAUACAAGGGGGAGUACCUGCCCUAUGUGCCGGACAUCGCCGAGAAAGUUAGCCGUCUGCACGAUCUAGAGGUCCGCUCCGAUGACGUUCUGAUAUGUGGAUACCCGAGGUCAGGCACGAACUGGGUAUGGGAGGUUGUUACCAUGCUGCUGACGGGGCUCGCCGAGAAUUCCAAACAGGCUAAGAUCGAGUUUAUGUUGGAAUAUCGGGAUUUGACCCACCUGAAUCAACUCCCGUCCCCCCGGGUCCUUAACACGCACCUGGAUCUGGAGCAUCUCCCCCAGGGGUUUGUGGAAAAGGGCUGUAAGAUGCUUUACCUCUCCCGAAACCCGAAAGAUGUGGCCGUCUCCAUGUUUCAUUUCGUCAGCAGCGACCUGCUUUCCGAUUACCAGGGAAGCUGGGACGGCUUUCAAGAUCUCAUGUUACGGGGAGAAAUGAUGUACGGCAGUUGGUUUGAGAACAUUAAAAGGUGGGACAAGCUUAUUCAGAGCCGAAAUGACCUCCAAAUCUUCCAUCUUCGAUUUGAGGAUCUAAAAAUAGAUUUCUCUCACCAGGUACGUCGCCUCGCUCAGUUUCUCGGAGUCAGCCACAAGGAUGAGUUUUAUGAAGAAGUAGAGCGUAAAUGUAACUUUAAAAACCUGAAAGCAGCUAAAGACACGUGUUUUGAUGAGGAAGAGAAAAGCUACUGGCGUGGUGGAGUGCCUGCUUAUAUGAGAAAAGGUACCAUUGGGGAUUGGAAAAACACAUUUACCGUGCAGCAAAAUGAAGAAUGGGACAAGAAAAUUACCUCUGAAUUACGAGAUGUCCAGAUAACCUUCAAAUAUGACUUUGACAGCUGAUUUGGAGAGGCCACCUUGAUUUCACGUGGAAAUGUUAAAGUAACAUUCUCUGUGCUGAAAACAGGUCCGAGUGCACGUAUCCGCUUCCUUCAGGAAAACUGAAAAUCGAUGUUGUUUAUAUAACCAGAUGGUUUUUUUCACAAAUGGGUGAAAAAUUAGGUAGAAAUGUGAGCUUCUGUCUCUGUAUGUACGCAUGUACAUGUAUAUAAGUUGUUAAGGCUAUAGGGGGCUUCAUUGAAAGUCAGAGGCUACGUUAUCGGCUGCGGGGAAGGUGUACACCAUAAACUGGCAUGCUACAUUGUAUUUACCGUUAAGGCUCAGCAUUUUGACAUGAAAAGCUACAUUUUUUUACCAGAAAGCUACAUUAAAACCCUAUCAUUACUUGGCUGAUAAGAUGUCUCGUGGGCCGACAUCUUACUUUAUACAUGUAGUCUACCAAGCUGUUUGAAAGGCUGGAUGGCAAUAUUUGUUAUAAGCUGAAAUGUCACAUUAUAAGUUCUAAAGUUUCAUUUUAGGAUAUACCGGUAUUCAGCAAGCUUGAUGUCGCUGUAUGUACGAGAUGUAUCACCAGUCUUGGCUGUCACACAUACAGAAGUGUCCAUACAGAUAAUGACGUCAUAUAUCAAGUACCUACUCUGAACUCUGUAUGUACUGUAUAACUAAACUGUACUGAACCUAAAUUGCACUGCACAUCUAACUCUUCUGCAUACCUAAACUGUAGUGUAUAACUAAACUGUACUGAACCUAAAUUGCACUGCACAUCUAACUCUUCUGCAUACCUAAACUGUAGUGUAUAACUAAACUGUACUGAACCUAAAUUGCACUGCACAUCUAACUCUUCUGCAUACCUAAACUGUAGUGCAUAACUAAACUGUACUGAACCUAAAUUGCACUGCACAUCUAACUCUUCUGCAUACCUAAACUGUAGUGUAUAACUAAACUGUACUGAACCUAAAUUGCACUGCACAUCUAACUCUUCUGCAUACCUAAACUGUAGUGUAUAACUAAACUGUACUGAAUCUAAAUUAUAUUGCACAUCUAACUCUUCUGCAGACCUAAACUGUAGUGUAUAACUAAACUGUACUGAAUCUAAAUUACAUUGCACAUCUAAACUCUUCUGCAGACCUAAACUGUAGUGUAUAACUAAACUGUACUGAACCUAAAUUGCACUGCACAUCUAACUCUUCUGCAUACCUAAACUAAAUCACUUUAAUGUGAAACACAAGUACAUGUAGUGUUGUUCCGAAAAAUGAAGCCAGUUUGCUCGCUGUAUGUCAGUAUUAUAUUAUUGUUAUGAGGUGUUUACUUUAACAUUCUCUAGUCACUGGCUGAUUCCACAGAAAAUACUGUGUUGUUGAUGUUCACGUCAUCGCUUUCCAUUUAAUACUCCUGACUAUGACAUAGUACAAUGCUGCAUUAUUGUGUGCAAGAUAAUGUCUUAUUUCGAAAAUGCAAGGUCUAACGUUCGCUAAAGAUCACUUGUCUUCCAUCAGUAUGGUGUGCUUUUCUGUACAUCACAUGUGAGAAAGUUCGUCUGUAACUUGCCAAAGAUCAGUGUUUUACAGAGUAUAAGUAAACAUUUCCUGUUGGUGUUUAGCAAAAAACAAGCAAAUAAAUAAAAUAAAAUGCAUUUUCGAAUUUGUAAAACUUUUGUAACGAAAGUUGAGUACUUUUUUACCAGACAAAAGCUGACCGAUCAGGUCCAUGUAACACAAAAAAUAGACAAUAAAUGUCGUUGA
This is a messenger RNA of Liolophura sinensis, 2870 nucleotides long. Its product is annotated as sulfotransferase 1C2-like. Gene Ontology annotation, molecular function: sulfotransferase activity. Lineage: Eukaryota; Metazoa; Mollusca; Polyplacophora; Chitonida; Chitonidae. The record is from RefSeq and is a predicted model, not a curated record. The transcript has 6 exons. Bases 241 to 1131 code for a protein of 296 amino acids.